AUGGCGGCGUUCGACGGCGAGCGCGGCGAGUUUCGCUUCGCGUUCGGCGUCUCCGACGACGGCGCGAUCGAGCGCGCGCGCGGCGCGGCGACGGCGACGGCGACGGCGGCGGCGACGGCGACGCCCGCGGAGGAGAUCGUCGCGCGCGACGUCGCGCGACGCGCGCGCGACGAUCCCGCGACGUGGUCGGGGACGUACGAGACGCACGGCGACGUCGAGGUCGUGCGGAGCGCGCACGGGACGACGGCGUCGACGCUGGAGGGGUGUCCCGAGGACGCGGACGUCGUGCGGGGCGUGUACGAGGGCGGGCUCAAGGCGUGGGAGUGCGCGAGGGAUCUCGCGGCGCACGUCGGGACGGCGGCGUUCGACGUCGAUGGACUCGUGGACGCCGCGGGCGGGCGGGUGCGAGCGAUGGAGCUCGGGGCGGGGCAGGCGGGACCGGGACUGGCGGCGGCGCGAAGGCUGGGCGCGCGAUGCGAGACGCUGACGCUGACGGAUUAUAAUCGAGACGUCGUGGAGGAAGUCACGGCGCCGAACGCGCUGGCGACGUUCGCGCUGAUGGAGAGCGAGGGAGAGGCGACGCCGGGGAGAUUGCGGCUGUUGUGCGGAGAUUGGUCGGGGUACGACGCGUUCGUGGAGGCGGACGGAGUGGAUUUGUUGUUGACGAGCGAAUCGAUUUACGACGCGUCGCAGUACGGGAGUCUGUGCGCGUUCAUCGCGCACGCGUUAAGCCCGCGCGGGGUGUGUUUGCUCGCGGCGAAGAGUUAUUACUUCGGCGUCGGCGGUGGUACGAACGCGUUCGCGUCGUACUGCGAGACGUACUUCGGCGCGCUCCGCGUCGAGCGCGUGAAGACGAUUUCGGACGGCAAGUCGAACGUGCGCGAAAUCUUAGCGAUUAGAAAGAUUAGUGAACAAUAGGGAUUAAUAAUUAACACACACACACACAUCUGGAAUG
Ostreococcus lucimarinus CCE9901 is the source of this 955-nucleotide messenger RNA. RefSeq lists its product with no specific name. The record is from RefSeq and is a predicted model, not a curated record. The coding region runs from base 1 to 918 and encodes 305 amino acids. The transcript has a single exon. NCBI's taxonomy places the organism in Eukaryota, Viridiplantae, Chlorophyta, Mamiellophyceae, Mamiellales, Bathycoccaceae.